Molecule: messenger RNA, 1368 nt
Organism: Lasiodiplodia theobromae
Lineage: Eukaryota; Fungi; Ascomycota; Dothideomycetes; Botryosphaeriales; Botryosphaeriaceae
Product: Flagellar protein
Exons: 2
Coding region: 1-1368 (455 amino acids)
Molecular function (GO): oxidoreductase activity, acting on paired donors, with incorporation or reduction of molecular oxygen; monooxygenase activity; iron ion binding
Source: RefSeq, a predicted model, not a curated record
AUGUACUCGUCCAAACUCCCAGAUAGCCAUCCAAUCAAGUAUCCCAAUGCUCCGUCCGUCAAAAUGAUCCUUUCUUACUUCGUCCUUUUCGCCGUAGUCUACACCACUACCUUCUGCAUCUACAACAUCUUCUUCCACCCCCUCCGCAAGAUCCCGGGCCCACCCCUCGCCCGGCUCUCCCGCCUCUGGAGCCGGCUCGGCAACCUCCGCGGCCAAAAGUCCUUUCUCAUCCACGCCGCGCACCAGCACUACGGCCCAGUCGUCCGCGUCGGGCCCAACGAGCUCUCCUUCGCCUCCCCCAGCGCCACGAAAGAAAUCUACAACACGUCCUCGGACGCCUUCGUCAAGGAAGCCUCCUUCUACCACGCCAAGCGCGUCUACCACGAAGAGCACCUCUUCAGCUUCCGCGACCCCGACGCGCACAAGCAGCGCAAGAAGCUGCUCCAGCGCGGCUUCUCCCAGGCCGCGCUGCUCGACUUCGAGCCGCACAUCUCGUCCAAGAUCGGCUGCAUGAUGGAUCAGUGGGCCCGCAGGAGCGCGGGCGGCGAGCCGCUCAACGCCGUGCCGUGGGCGCACUGGAUUGGCUUCGAUAUUGUGUACCACCUCAUGUUCGAUGAGGACCCGGGAUGCGUGGCGAACGGGGAGGAACACUGGGUCGUAAAGUGCCUGCGUUCGUGGCGGCCGACGUUCGCGUUCAAGGAGUUCGUGCCGCAGCUCGAGCGGUGGGGCCCGUAUGUGCCGGGCCGCGUGGGCGGGUACUUUAGGGACGUGCGGGCGUGGAAGGAGUACUGCGUGGACUUGGUGCGGCGCUGGCGGGCGCAGGGCACGCGUACGCCGUUUCUCCAGAAUGCGCUGCAUGGCAAGGACGCGUUUCUGGGGCGGCCGCUGACGGAUUCGGAGCUGGCCGAGGAGUGCAUGGGUGGGAUGUUUGGGGGCAGUGGGACGACGGCGAAUACGUUUGUGUACGUUUUGUGGGCUGUGCUGCGGAGGCCGGAAGUGGCGGGAAAGCUGAGACGAGAGCUCAAGAUGGCGUUUGGAGAGGAUAGAAGGGCUGUGCCCGCGGGCGUGGACUGUGCGAAGCUGCCGUAUCUGCAGGCUGUCAUUAACGAGACAUUGAGGUGCUAUCCGACUAUCAUUGCUACCAAGCCAAGGACAGCGCUGCGGGAUACUGUGGUUGCGGGAGUAGCAGUUCCCAAAGGGACGACAGUCGGGUCACAGAACUAUACGGUUCUCCGCGACCCCACCGCCUUCCCCAAUCCGGAGAACUUCUUGCCCGAACGCUGGCUUGAGAAGGAAGGGGAUGAGCUCAGGAAAGAAGCGUUCACGCCAUUUUCCGUUGGUCCAAGGUCAUGCAUCGGGAUCAAGUGA